Messenger RNA from Punica granatum (pomegranate), 915 nucleotides. The record is from RefSeq and is a predicted model, not a curated record. Lineage: Eukaryota; Viridiplantae; Streptophyta; Magnoliopsida; Myrtales; Lythraceae.
CAAAGUACAGCAAACGGCAGCGUUUCGUUAAACCCCUUUACCCUAAAGCCCUCCUCUCCCCCGUCGUCUCGUCUCGUCUCAUUCUUCCCCCCAACGAUCGGCGGAAAACCUGAACCCCAGAAGCGGCGGAGAUGGGGAGGUCGCGAAGAAAAUACAAGAAUUCGAGACCGAAAGUCCGGGUGGGGCUCCCGAAGAAGAACCCUAGGAUCGUCAAACCCGCUUUUAACCUCCCCCCCAAGCUCCGCUCCCUCCUCCAAGAAUCCGUCUCCGACGCCGCCGGCGGAGUCAAGUGGGACGAAAAGGGUACUGUCAUCAAGAACUACAAGUCCUUUGGCGUCGUCUCUAACCCUAACCUGCUCGGAGUCCGGUCCCGCACCUCCCACAUCGUCGAGAGCGACUCUCUCCAGGUCCCGCCCCCUCAGCCGUUGGAUGUAUCCGACGCCGGUGUCUCGGAGUUUGAGCCUAUCGACUCCGGCAGCGAUCUGGAAGAAGACGAUCUGAAAUCAGCCCUGGGGAAGAAGCGAAGGGAUGGGAAGUCUGCACCUUUGCAGCCACUUACAGCAAUGCAGCGCUUCCACGUUGGCCGAUUGAUUGAGAAACAUGGGGAUGACUAUCAGGCAAUGUUCAUGGAUAUAAAGCUGAACACGAUGCAACAUACGGUUGCUACAUUGAAGAAGCUAUGUGAAAGAUUUCACAAGCAUAAGAACAGAAAUCCUGUGAUAGUGUCCCGUUAAGAAUUGGCCACUUUUCUUGGAUGGUAGUUAUGAUAUCAUUUGUCGUUUAAGCGGCGACUGCCGAGUUUAUGUAAUUUUUCAAGGUUAUUUUUAUGCAGUUUUGUGACUGGAACUCCUUGUACUUUGAAACAGCUGAUCUAUACAUCAAUCUUCUGCUUGAAUGCAAAGAGUUGUUCAUUAA